UUUAGUCCGGCCAGCUAAAGGGAAGCGAAGAAUCUCCAUUUUCAGGCAUUGAUUUCUAUUAUAUUUCAACACCGUUCGCAAAACAAAGAGGAAAAAGCUCACUGCAUCUUUCUCAUUGUGGAUUAUUUGUUGUCGAAAACACUUGGCGUAUUUAAUAUUCUGCGGAAACGACAGGAAACAAAAAUGGACGCUGUUGUUCAUGAAAUUGUUGAUGAUGUUUUCAGUUAUAUAAUCGAUUGAUGUUCAUUCCUGGAGAUAGUUGACGAAUACAUAACGGUAUCAUGGAAUUCUACGUACAUCGCAAAGACCAAGAGGAAGAAUUCUUCAAGAACUUUAAAGAUUAUAAAAUUAUCGGGCUCUCUGCUUGUCCUGGAAUGGGGAAGUCGUGUUUCAUGGAUUUCAUAUACACAGCGGCAGAGAAGGAAUAUGGCGACAUGGUUUUUAUCAAAGUGGAUGUCUCAAUGAUCACAUCCAAAAAGAACUUGUUCGACUGCUUGAUCGACAUAAUCUGUCAAAAGGCAAAGGUAGAGAGAGAACAUGUUCCUUGUUACAACAACAACGAUUUAGCUGAACUCGUGCAGGUUUUUUCAAAGAGCUGUAUCUCGCAUAUUUGCAUAUACUUCGAUAAUAUACGGAGACCCUCUGAGGAAGGGAAGAAAUGUUCCCCUGAAUCUAACAUUCAAAACGAAUCACAGCGAAGUCAGACCUAUUCCGCCAAGGACGAUAUCCAAAACACUAUAAUAAAACUUUUAAAACCCGGGGCCACCAACAACCAGAAUGUCAAGAUCCAGUUCAAGUUCAUGUAUACGUCAGAGAUGGUCCUCCUCUUCGCAUUUAUGCGAAAGCAGUUCUUCUCGCGUGUACUUCGAUCUCUGACCGUGGCUGAAGCACGUGAGAUAUUUGAUGAGUAUGACCUCACUGCAGAGGACGUGCCAGAUGAGAUAGUGAAGUGUUUAAACGAUAGAGACGUUGCUAAUGGCAACCCGACCGUUUUGGUGAUGAUAGCUUCAGAACUCAUGAACAACAGAGGUCUGAUGGAUUCUGUGGAGUUCAAACAGUUGAUGUUCACAGUUGGGAUGAGACAGGAAAUUACCAACCCUGAAAACUAUGCGCCUGACGAACGAAUUAGUGACAAAAACAGAAGUUUCUUAGACACACUUCCCGAAGAACUUAGAAAGGAGGCUUACAAAAUCACAAAGUUCGGGCCGGCGGUUACUGCAGAAUCUAUAGCCGUGGCAGAGGGAACGACAAUUGCAGCAAAGAAAUAUUUCAUUAUUAGACUGUUGAGAAACCACGUGCUCCAGAAAGUAGACAACGGGUUUGGAAUACCAGCUUUGAUGCAAGAUGACUUGAAAGACUCUACGGGAACAGAUGACGAUGACCGUUCCGCCGGUGUUGCCCAGAAUAAUAUCAACGCCUAUCAUGGCAAAGCUGAUUGGACAAAGCCUGACACUACCACUGGCCGAACUGGUAAUCAUGGUGACGGCUGUGAUAAAAGUAAUUUGACAAUGAAUGACAUUUUGGAAAAUCUAAAUUGUGCCAACGGUGACUGCGACUCAACACAGCGAUGCAUUGCAACAAAUACAGUUCGAAACCACGAUGAUUAUCGAUUGGUAAAACACACGAAAAGGCCCGCAGACAGAGAUGAUCAAUUCAAACAGGAGAUGGAAUUCCUCGAUGAAGUUCGAAAAGAAACAUUUCAAAGAUCGCAUUCUACUGAAUUCUCGGUUCAGUAUUAUAAUGAUCGCCAAAAUGAGCAUUACGAUAUGUCGUACAGUUCGGGACCUAUUCACUCUAUUGAAGAUAACACCUACUGGCCAGAGAGAGAAAACCUCCCUAAAGAAGAUCUAAAUACGAAAGAAGUAAAAGAGAUCAACCAUCAGAUACACAAGCAUGGUUCGAGACAACACAUGACAUCAAACUACAAUACGCCACGGAAUGCUAUUGAGCACGAGUCUUCCGCUGAAGGCCAUCCAGGUCUGGUCAUAAGCAGUGCUGGUAUUAACCCUUUCAACUUUGUGGACCACUGUGGACGAAACAAGCCAAAUACAAUUAAUUGCCAAACGAAGAAAUUUAGAGGUGAAGAGGUUAACGCUGAAGAUUUGGAACUGGAGAAGAGUAUCCCGAAAAACAGUUUAGUGGGUUGUACUGGAAAUGAUAUGCCAGCACAACUAGUACAGCAGAGUCCUCAUCACGACACGCCAGUACAACUAACGCAACACAACACACCCUUGGAUGCCCCUGUUACCAAAUUCCUGAGGGAGGAUGAAGAGUCUGAUUGUCAUUCAGCACGUUCAGGCUGUUUUCACGCUAAUGUGUCUCAUAUGGACAGACAUUCAUUUACAAACGGCGGGGAGGUGUGUAAUGAACACCUGCAGAAUGACUGUCCGAACACACCGGAAUAUAUGCAGCGUACAUCGUACCCGUCUGCAUUGUAUGCUAGUUUUGACGUCACACAGCAGACAUGCAGAAAACAAUUAGAGGAGUGACCUUCAGUCGUGUUACAUUUCGCUAUGAGAAAUACAUUUUGAGGUAACACAAACAACUGCACACCAUGACAACAAUGGCCUAUUAAAGGAAGAAUUAUGUGGUUAGGGUUAGGUACAUACUAAUGGCAUAUCCCCAUAGCAGUUGGCCUGUUAAAGGAACAAUUAUCUGGUUAGGGUUAUGGUUAGGGUUAUGGUUAGGGUUAGGGACCUACUAAAGGCUGAGUUCCCCAGCAGUUGGCCUAUUGAAGGAAGAAUCUUCUGGUUAGGGUUAGGGUUAACGACCUACUAAAUGCCGAGUCUUCCAGCAGUUGAAGAAUCUUCUGGUUAGGGUUAGAGUAAGGGACCUACUAAAGGCAGAGAUCCCCAUUAGUUGGCCUAUUAACGGAAGAAUCUUCUGGUUAGAAUUAGGGACCUACUAAAGGCAGAGUACCCCAGCAGUUUACCUAUUAAAGGAAGAAUCGUCUGUUUAAGGUUAUGGUUAGUUGACAAGCUAAAGGAAGGAUCUCUCGGUAGUUGACCUAUCAAGUUAGGAAUGUUCGGUAGUUGACCUUCUGAAGACAGGGUCACAAGAAAGUUGACCUACUAAAGCCAGGGUCACAAGAAAGUUGACCUACUAAAGACAGGGUCACAAGAAAGUUGACCUACUAAAGACAGGGUCACAAGAAAGUUGACCUACUAAAGACAGGGUCAUAAGAAAGCGGACCUACUAAAGGCCGAGUUGCGUAGCAGGUCACCUACUAAAGGCCGAGUUGUUUGGCAGGUCACCUACUAAAGGCCAAGUUGCGUGGCAGGUCACCUGCUAAAGGCCGAGUUGCGUGGCAGGUUAUCUACUAAAGGCAGGGUCUCAAGGCAGGUGACCUACUAAAGACAGUUGCGCGACAGGUAACCCACUAAAGGCAGAGUUCCGCAGCAAGUGACCUACUAAAGACAAAAUUGGGCGGCAGGUGACCUACUAAAGACAGUUGCGCGGCAGUUGACCUAUUAAAGGUAGAGUUCCGCAGCAGUUGACCUACUAAAGACAGUUGCGCGGCAGGUGACCUACUAAAGGCAGAUUUCCGCAGCAGUUGACCUACUAAAGACAGAGUUGUGCGGCAGGCGACCUACUAAAGGCAGAGUUUCGCAGCAGGUGACCUACUAAGGCACAUUUGCGCGACAGGUGACCUACUAAAGACACACAUUAAAUGACUUGACAUAUAUACUAUUAUAUUCGUUCCACUUCAUCUAACUUUCGAUAUGCUAUAAACCAUCUUACAGAAUAACAUUAGACUAAAACCUAACUAAGAUUUGUCUUCUUAUUUAUAUGGAUUUAUAUCCGUAAAUCAGUUAUAUAUGAAAAUAUCGACAGCAGAUAGAAUCUAUCUAUGUAUGUGUGUGUCUGUCUGUCUGCAUACAUGUUUGCCUGUCUGCUAUACAUAAACACGCACGCACGCAUGCAAGCAACCGACCAACUAAGCAAGCACGUCGAUACACUUUAACAGUUCUGAAAUGUUCAAAAAAUAUGUUUGAAUUUAUGAAAUAUUAUCAUGAAUAAAAUACAGUAUUGAUUC
Gigantopelta aegis is the source of this 4036-nucleotide messenger RNA. RefSeq lists its product as uncharacterized. Lineage: Eukaryota; Metazoa; Mollusca; Gastropoda; Neomphalida; Peltospiridae. The coding region runs from base 282 to 2489 and encodes 735 amino acids. The record is from RefSeq and is a predicted model, not a curated record. The transcript is spliced from 6 exons.